AUGAGCCAAGAUUCAUUCAUGCGGCAAGAAAUCGCGCGUCUAAAUGUUCCAUGGCUGCAGCAUGAGAAAUUUCCGUCCACAAAACAGGCCUGCUGCUCUAGCGACGGAUUGAUCACUAGUAACAAAAGCACGCUCAUCAAGGUUGUACAGGAACUUAAGCGUGGACGUGCGUACAUGGACAAGCAGUUAGCUCAACUGGACAGCCAACUGCUAGCCAUCACGAAUUAUAUUGACGGUAGCAGUACCGAUAUGUUCCCACCUCACAUGGUCACGUUUGUAGAAGAAACAUCCGAUGCUCUAGCGCCGCUUGCCAAUGGACGGCGAUACUGGUCUACUGGUAAUGAAAUGACAGUACCAGGAGCGGUUAAUGGAAUAUUUUCGAGCGAAUUAGAGCACCUAACGCCUGCGCUGGUGGAAGAGGAUAUAGUUUCGGGUCGGUGGUUUCGCGAAUUUGAUGUGUUAUUCUGUUUACAACAAUGUAAAAUUGUUACAGACACACCGUGUACAACAAUCGGACUAUGGAAGUAUUUGUAUGCUUACUCGUUCUUUAGAACGAUUACAUUGGAGGACAUGGAGCAAUUUUUGACGCUGGAAGAUCCGGAUCUAUUAUUUGAUGAAGAACACGUCGCAGCGAAUUCGGGUCAUGUGUUGGAGCGUUCUGGUGAUAAUCUAAAAGAAAAAGACUUGGUAAAUGCUGACGACUUUUUCAAAGAGAGACUUAUCGCUUCGUUGUGCACAUUCGACUCGCACUCGUUGAUUCCAGUGGAAAAAAGCUUAAAUCAUGUUCAUGAAAACGAUGGCUUAAAAACAACGAAUUUAGACAUGGCCCCGACAUUACCCACAAUUGAAGACUCGUGGAAAUCCAAAGGUCUUAUGAAUGCUCUCUGUGAAGUCAACUUACUGCAAGGAAGCUCGAGUGAUCUUGCUGAUGUCAAUGCCUACAUCUCAAAAAGCGAUGAAAUUUCGCAGAAAUUGCGCUCACUGCAGCGUCAACUAUGCUGUUGCAUCAAGCAGGUGAAUGAAUCAAAAAAAAAGUUACGCAAAAUCAUGGAUAGGACGCCACCAUGGCUUUCUUGUGAUCAAGAGAAGGAGGACAUUGUCAUAAAGGAGUAUUUUGCAAUGCUGCAAUCAAAAAAGGAGCUUGCGCGAAAAAAAAAGCUUCGCGAAAGAAAAUUACAGCGAAGACAAGGCGCCAUUACGCCUUAUAGGGAGUGGGACACCUCUGGUCACGUUAAGCAGCGCUGA
This is a messenger RNA of Plasmopara halstedii, 1245 nucleotides long. RefSeq lists its product as uncharacterized. Bases 1 to 1245 code for a protein of 414 amino acids. The record is from RefSeq and is a predicted model, not a curated record. The transcript has 7 exons. NCBI's taxonomy places the organism in Eukaryota, Oomycota, Peronosporomycetes, Peronosporales, Peronosporaceae.